AUGGUCUUAUCGUCUUCAGAUAACCCCUUGGACACAUCUUCUCGCCCCGUCGAUACUACUGCUCAGGAGCCAACAGUUCAUAAGAGCUUCUCGUGCAUACUAUGCGCUCAACGAAAAGUCAAGUGUGACAAGCGGCCGGAUGGUUGUGCGAACUGUGUUAAGGUCCGGGUUCGAUGUAUUUACAAGAUACCACCUCCAGCUCGGAGAAGAAAGAAGGGCGUACGCGAGAUCGACCUAGCUACUAGGUUACGUGUGUACGAAGACGCGCUCCGCCAAUUCGGAGUGGAUCCAGAGGACUUGGUCAAGCAACACUAUGCGAAGGUUACACGCGGUGAAGAGCAGGUGGUUGGGUUCAACGGUUUCCUGGAACCACACGGUCCUAGUCGGGCGCGAAAAGCAGACGUCGCAUCCGAAGUUGGUGUCCUCGUGCUGGAAGAGGGUAAAUCGCGAUACCUGGAGAACGGAUUAUGGACAAGCUUGCAGGCCGAAUUUCGAGAGCCCAAGGACAUCCUGGAUGAGUCUUCAGAUGAAGAGGUGUCCGGCAGUAGCUACGACGUCUCACCAUCCCCGCCAGCCACAGAUGGCGCUGCACUGGUCAUGGGUGUACACGCAACGUCGAGCAAACUUCUACCUCUACACCCAAAACCGGUUCAGAUCUUUAAGUUAUGGCAAGGCUAUCUUAAGAACAUCAACCCAUUGAUCAAGAUUUGUCACACUCCGACGACCCAGCAGCUCAUCCUAGACGCAAGUGAUAACCUCCAUGCUCUUCCUCGAGAUGCUGAAGCCCUUCUCUUUGCUAUCUACUGCAUAACUGUAGAGUCGUUAGAGGAUAAUGAAUGCCUGUUGAUACUUGGAGAGCCGAAAGGUACAGCUACUCAACGAUUUCGACAAGGUGCUCAGCAUGCCUUGACCAAUGCGAAUUUCUUGAGAAGCUCCAGUGUCAUGCUGCUACAAGCUUUCACCCUGUUUGUUCUGUCUCUCCAGGACUACGACGCCAGAGUGAUCUGGAUCUUUUCUGGUAUCGCACAAAGAAUAGGUCAGCGUAUUGGUAUUCAUCGCGAUGGCAACACACUAAAACUACCGCCAUUCGAGGCGGAGAUGCGCAGGCGUCUCUGGUGGCAGAUCAUGGUGCUUGAAGGCUACUCCCAAAAGCUCGCUGGAACUGGUACAUCUGGUAUGAUUCUUCGAGGCGAUGUUGGAAUCCCAUCCAACAUCAAUGACAGCGACCUGUUCCCAGGAAUGAAAGAGAUACCAAAGGAACAUGAUGGUGCAACCGAGAUGAUGUUCUUUCUCAUCCGAUGCUACGUUGGAGAUUUUCUCAAGCGAUCGGCUGAGAGCCAUACGACUUUUGACGGCCUUUGGCAUCGACUUAGUACAAGCGCAGUGCAGGUGGCUACCAAAGACAAAGCCAUUAAUGAGCUCGAAGCUAUCUUCCAUCGGAAAUUCUUGUGUUACUGCGACCCUUCCAUACCUUGGCACCUGCUGUGUAUGCAUCUCGCCAAGUCCGUCCUUUUCAUGAUGAGGUUCAUGGCUCAUAGCACCGACUCCUAUAAUGUUGAUUUAUCCCCCAAGGAAAAGGACAUCUUAUUCGAUUUAGCUCUCCAAGUCUCCGCUUCGCAAAACCUGGCAUACACUAUUAAGGGGUUGCGUGGCUUCCGAUGGCACGUCAACCUAAAUUUCCAAUGGAAGGCAUUCAUUUACCUCAUCUCCGAACUUCGUUAUCAGACUGAAGGUGAGCGAAUAGACCAGGCCUGGGCCGAGGUUGAGAAAAGCUACACUUUCCACCCCAAUUUCAACAAGGACCUCUCGAAACGAGCACUUCCUAUUGCCGUUGACAACCUCACAAUCAAAGCCUGGGACGCCUAUACAGCAGCUCGGGGUGUAUCGCGUACUCCUGAGCCGCGAUUCAUUGAGCUCAUACGCCAGCGGCACCAACAACGCCGUCCUUCAAAGUCGACUAACGCUACCAAUAUCAGCGCAGCCACGCCGACGAUGGCCUGGAAUGGCGAAAAGAAUACGGAUACGUAUAAGAGUCAAGAGCUGCCUAAUACAAUUGAUGCGCAAUCCUUCGACUGGGCUGAAUUCAAUGCUAGUUUGGGUCCGCCGGACGAUGUAACGGAUUUGGCGUCCUUUGAGUUUCCUGAGCAGAUGACUUGCUGUCUUGUAUCAGGCGAAUACUUAGAUCUUACCAUCAAGUGCGGAGAUGACGUCUACAAAGUUCAUAAGAUGAUUGUGUGCACACAAGCAGGCUUCUUCGCCCGAGCUAUCAGGUUUGGCGGCAAGGAAGCAGAAGGAAACAUCGUCAAUCUCCCUGACGAUGAGCCCAAAGUCAUCGCCUCUCUUAUGCAAUAUCUAUACUCAGGCGAGUACAAUAGCGAAUUCCCUGGCACCGAGGAUGCUGAGCCCGCGAGGCCACUCGAUGCUUUGAAGAUCAUCAUCACGCGCACCCCCACUUUUCGAGGCUCCUCUUCCCAGCUCCUCAAUCACUCGAAGAUGUAUGCAAUUGGCGACAAGUACGAUGUAUCUGGGCUCAAGGAGUUGGCAUGUCAAAAGUUCACGCGUGCUUACGAGAUGUUAUGGAAUGACGAUGCCUUCCCUAUGGCCAUCGAACAUGCCUUCUCUUCAACUGUUUGCACGGAUAUUGGUCUGAAAAGCAUCAUUAUUGGGGCCAUCUCCGGUCACAUGGCCAUUGUGAAAAAGGCAGAGAUACAGGCAUUGGUUGCCAAGCACAGCGACCUGGCUAUUGGUAUUCUGCUGAGGAAGGUUGCUUAA
Molecule: messenger RNA, 2772 nt
Organism: Alternaria atra
Lineage: Eukaryota; Fungi; Ascomycota; Dothideomycetes; Pleosporales; Pleosporaceae
Exons: 5
Coding region: 1-2772 (923 amino acids)
Biological process (GO): DNA-templated transcription; regulation of DNA-templated transcription
Molecular function (GO): protein binding; DNA binding; zinc ion binding
Source: RefSeq, a predicted model, not a curated record